CGAUUCGCUUCUUUCGCAUCUCAUUACUGCCAAUAUCAUAACAAUUAGCGAUAUCCCAUAGCAUUGCCUUCUUCGUCUGCCCUCUUUCGGCUUUGGUUUUGGCUUUACUUUACUCUUUUUUACUCUUUGGACAGCUCUCUCUCCUCAAUUGCAUCUUCUAAAACCACUCAACCUUCUUUGUCUCUUUCACUGUCAUUCCUUCUGAGAAAAAGGGUACCACAUGCUUGCUAUGUAGAGGUGAAAAGUAGUCAACUUUUUUUUUUGGGGGUGUCUCUACUCAAGUGCUUCCUCAAAAUGUGUAGCUUCAAUCCCUUUAGUUUUUGAGGGUUUUGUUCCUCAAUCUUCUUCAUUUUCGACAAUGGCGAGGAUUUGGGUUGCUUUUGCUCUUGUUUUUCUUCUUCUUUUUGGUGGGGUUUCUUCUGUUUCAGCCACGCCUCCUGCAAAAAUUGUACGAGGGGUUCUUUCGAAUGUGGUUUCUUCUCUUGUGAAGAAGUUGUGGUCGAUGAAAUCCAGCGCCAAAACUGCUGUUUCUAGCCGUUCGAUGAUGAAAUUUGAGAGUGGAUAUACGGUUGAGACGGUGUUUGAUGGUAGUAAGCUGGGAAUCGAUCCAUAUUCUGUUGAGGUGUCGCCUAGUGGGGAGCUUCUGAUCUUAGAUGCUGAAAACAGUAAUAUCCAUAAGAUCUCAAUGCCGUUGUCUCGAUUUAGCAGGCCUAAGCUGGUUUCGGGAUCAGCAGAGGGAUACUCUGGACAUGUCGAUGGUCAUCCAAGAGAAGCGAGAAUGAACCAUCCGAAAGGUCUUACUUUAGAUGAAAGGGGAAAUAUAUACAUUGCAGAUACAAUGAAUAUGGCUAUCAGAAAGAUUAGUGACACAGGGGUUACAACGAUUGCUGGUGGAAGAUGGAACCAAGGGAGUGGUCAUAUUGAUGGUCCAAGUGAAGAUGCAAAGUUCUCAAAUGAUUUCGAUGUCGUUUAUGUGGGAAGUAGCUGCUCUCUUUUGGUUAUAGACAGAGGAAACAAGGCAAUUCGAGAGAUUGAACUCAACUAUAAUGACUGCAAUACGCAAUAUGCCGAUAGUCUCAACUUGGGGGUAGUAUUGCUGGUUGCUGCUGGUCUUUUUGGUUACCUUCUUGCUUUGCUCCAACGUAGGGUGCAAGCUAUGUUUUCCUCACAGAAGGAUCAGGAUGUAAGAAGUCAGCAAAUGAUGAAAGCAACACCAGUUGCCCCAUACCAAAGACCUCCUCUGAAGUCAGUGAGGCCCUCCUUGAUUCCAAGUGAAGAUGAACCAGAGAAACUGGAGGAAGGCUUCUUUGGUUCUCUCGGGAGGCUUUUUGUCAACAGUGGCUCAUCUAUGGCUGAUAUCUUUGGGGGAUUGCUAUCUGGAUUUCGGAGGAAGCCUCUUAAUCACCAGAUUCAUCAGCAGUUUCAACCAGUUAAUAGACAUCCAAAUGCUUGGCCCUUGCAAGAAAGUUUUGUGAUUCCAGAUGAAGACGAGCCACCAUCCAUCGAAACAAAAACUCCCACAAUAAAGAAAACCUAUCCAUUUAUGACGCAAGAUCUCGAUCGAUCUCACCAGUUCAAGCCGAACAGGAGCUACUUUAGUGGGUGGGAUGGUGAAUUCCAUCAACAGCAACAACAACAGCAAAUACAGCAUCAUCAUCAACAGCAGCAUAUACAACAUCACCACCAUCAACAGCAGCAGCAAUAUCACCAUCGACAAUACUCAGCAGGUCCAACGACCUACUACGAGAAGAGUUGCGAAACAAAUGAAAUUGUGUUCGGUGCAGUUCAAGAGCAAGAUGGACGUCGUGAAGCUAUGGUCAUAAAAGCUGUUGAUUAUGGAGAUCCGAGAUAUAACCAUCACAACAUUCGAGCUCGAUACAACUAUACUGGUAACCCCAACUCUUAUUGACAAGAAAUAGAACAUAUAUCAAUGCUUUCAGUUAGUAUAUUGGGGAAUAUGUGGGAGUAGAGUUAGGAGUCAAGAUAUGUUUGUUUUUGUUUAAUUUCAAAGUCCUCACCAUGUUUUUAUGGGGAGAAAUGCUAGUUUUCUUAGAGUUCAUGCAUAAUCAUAUAUGUUGUUUGCACAUCAUUGGUCAAAAUCAAGGAGAUACUCAUACUUGUUAAUGUUGUAUGCAUAUCGUUUGUUGAUAUCA
Molecule: messenger RNA, 2153 nt
Organism: Cucumis melo (muskmelon)
Lineage: Eukaryota; Viridiplantae; Streptophyta; Magnoliopsida; Cucurbitales; Cucurbitaceae
Exons: 7
Coding region: 359-1909 (516 amino acids)
Source: RefSeq, a predicted model, not a curated record